AUGGAGAACAAAAGGGUGUUGCUUGUUUUCAUUGUCUUUGUAGGGUUUCUUGUGAGUUCUGAAGGGGUGACCAGUAAUAGUGAGAAGGAAAAGAAAUUAGAGGAGGUCUAUGAUGCCAAAAACUAUGGGGGAUACGGUGGAUAUGGAGGGUACGGAGGAUAUGGGGGGCCAUAUGGAGGCUAUGGUGGCCCUUUUGGAGGAUAUGGCGGUGGGGUGCUGUCAUUGAUUCCAUUGAUUAGGGAUUUGCUUCCAUUGCCAUUUCUUGGUAUACCUGGGCUGGGACGAUUGGGGUUCGGUUUCCGUGGGAUACUUGCAGAAGAUCAGGGUGGGAAAGGAUAUGAUGAUAAUUACCCUAGAGGUUAUUAUGGCGGGAAGGGAGAUGAUAAUUACCCUGGAAGUGAUUAUUACGGGAAGGGAGAUGAUCCUUACCCUAGAGGUGGCUAUGGCGGCCGGAAAGGAGAUGAUCCUUACCCUAGAGGUGGCUAUGGCGGCCGGAAAGGAGAUGAUCGUCACCCUAGAGGUGAUUAUGGCGGGAAGGGAGAUGAUCGGAACCCUAGAGGUGAUUAUGGCGGAAAAGAUGACAAUGGUGGUAAGGGAGAUGAUAGUGAUCACGGAGGCAAAGGAGAACGUUCCAAAGAUGAUCGUGGUGAAAAGGAAUGUUCCGAAGAUGAUCAUGGUGGAAAAGGAGACCGUUCCGAAGAUGAUAACGGUAAGAAAGGAGAUCAUUCUAAAGAAGAUAACGGUAAGAAAGGAGACCUUUCUAAAGAUGAUCGAGAAGGAAAAGGAGACCGUCCUAAAGAUGACCACGGUGGGAAAGGAGACAACCCCAAGUAUGAUUAUGGUAGGAAAGGAGGCAUUCCAAAAUAUGAUGAUGGAGGGAAAGGCGUUGGUGGAGCUGGCGGUGGUGGCUAUCCAUAG
Malus domestica (apple) is the source of this 918-nucleotide messenger RNA. The record is from RefSeq and is a predicted model, not a curated record. NCBI's taxonomy places the organism in Eukaryota, Viridiplantae, Streptophyta, Magnoliopsida, Rosales, Rosaceae.